AUGACGGAGGAGUCUCAGUCAGUGGUGGAGAUCGAAUGGCAAGCCGAACUCGCUUCUCUGUUUGUUGCUACAGCCAGAAUCAACAAUCGAGAGGAAUACGAUGUCUCGGAGCUUAGAAGCUCUGCUACAUGCAACAACUUCACUCUCAGACUCCGCCACCGAGUAAAUCCUUCCCUUUCUGUGCCAAUGUUUGACCAAGCAUACAUCGGAAUGCUCAACUUUACAGUGUGCACAGUUCAGCUUGACUCGGUCACACAUUCCCCCGGAAUGCUUUUCGAUAUUCAAGAUAAUAAUUAUCACAAAGACCCCAACAACUUUGUCUAUCUCUUUGACGGAAACCAGGACCGAAUUUAUUGGGAAAACCAGCCAUCGCACGCCCGGAUUCACGAAUUUGGUGGUAUUACAAGCUACGCUGAUACAAGAUUGCCUAGACCAACAUAUAGUUGGAUUGACCAACCAGUCAUAUACGAUGCGAACCGAAUCUACGCCAUUGUUGUUGUACUUCCGCCUGAUCACCCACUCAGUGGAAAACCCAUUGAACGGUUUACAUCCCUUGGCAGUUCGUCUUCGUGGCUUGCAUGCUUCAUUAUAAGAUGCGAUUGUCCUCCACCAGAACAGCCCAGGAGAGUUGCGGAACUCAACAACCCGCCUUUCGAUAUCGACUCUGCCAGCAGGUAUCUCUCAAGCGAGCCUCUGGAGCUUCAACCUGGAUAUCGCACUCAGGAUUCUGAUGUGAAUUUACCAAUUGAAGGGCUUUUUCAAUUCCUCAGACUAGGGAAUCGUAGCACGUACGAGUAG
Psilocybe cubensis is the source of this 798-nucleotide messenger RNA. RefSeq lists its product as uncharacterized. The coding region runs from base 1 to 798 and encodes 265 amino acids. The transcript is spliced from 3 exons. The record is from RefSeq and is a predicted model, not a curated record. NCBI's taxonomy places the organism in Eukaryota, Fungi, Basidiomycota, Agaricomycetes, Agaricales, Agrocybaceae.